This is a messenger RNA of Penicilliopsis zonata CBS 506.65, 1248 nucleotides long. RefSeq lists its product as hypothetical. Gene Ontology annotation, molecular function: cyclin-dependent protein serine/threonine kinase activator activity. The transcript has 4 exons. Gene Ontology annotation, biological process: positive regulation of DNA-templated transcription, elongation; regulation of transcription by RNA polymerase II. Lineage: Eukaryota; Fungi; Ascomycota; Eurotiomycetes; Eurotiales; Aspergillaceae. Bases 1 to 1248 code for a protein of 415 amino acids. Gene Ontology annotation, cellular component: nucleus; cyclin/CDK positive transcription elongation factor complex. The record is from RefSeq and is a predicted model, not a curated record.
AUGGCCCCGGAGAACAGAGAGGAUGCGGCUCGUUUGGGGGCAGAGAACACGGACUUUGUCGCUGAGUCGUCGCUCCCGCAUCCGUCGUUCAUCCAGGUAGCCAAGCCGUAUGUCUUUGAGCAGACGAUCCAGGACUGUUUAGCCUCUAUCGGCAUCGAUCCCCUGCGCGAGGAGGCCUUGCGUCUUCAGGGCGUUACCUGGAUUGACAAUGUCCGCCGGGCUCUUCGUCUCCCGGUUCGUACAUAUAACACGGCCGUGGUAUAUUACCACAAAUUCCGGCUGGUCCACGCAGACAAUGAAUACAACUAUGUGGAUGCUGCUGCGGCUGCCCUGCUUACCGCCUGCAAGAUCGAGGACACGCUCAAGAAGUCCCGUGAAAUUGUUGCGGCUGCAUAUAAUGCGAAGCUGCCGCCCGGAGAACGCAUGGCGCCAGAUGACCCGGUCUUUGAGGGGCAUGCCAGAGGCAUCAUUGGCCUUGAGAGACUGAUGCUUGAAGCCUCGGGCUUUGACUUUCGCACGCGUCAUCCGCAAAACGUGCUAAUCAAGCUAGCCAAACAAUAUGGUAUCGACAAACGGGCCGAAGUGUCCAUGGUAGCGUAUCGCGUCUCACUGGAUCUUUACCGGACUUUUGCACCUCUCAAACAGACCACGGCGACUAUGGCAUUCAGCUGUCUUGAAAUAGCUGGCCGUCUUCUGAGCAAUCGUAUAGAUGCAGUUGAAUCAGGCGACGACUACAGGGACUGGAGAACCAGUCGGGAAGAGGUCAUGGGUAAGUCAUUUAAACAAUGGUCACCUAUCCAAUUCUACAGCGGUCAAGGGAGACUCCUCGCUCACUGCACUGCCCUAGAAACGCUCCUUGAUCUAUUAGAGUUGUACACUCACCACCGGACAUCCACUCUUCUCGGUCCACUAUUUCCCGCAGAAAUCUUUCUCACGGUUCGCAUCCCCUUGAACCAGGAGGCUGAAGCACAGAAUCUUCCGCGCUACAGCGUGCAAAGAUGGAACCCUGCGAUCGAGGAGACGAAAGCCAAUGGCCGGAAGAAUGACCGACCCCAGGAGACCAAGGCUGAUACCCUCGUCAACCCCCUUACCCCCGCGUCGGCAAACGGAGAAAAGCCUAAACCCGGCGAGCGAGGCCGGGACGGGACUGUGCGUUUCAUGCUUGACCCAGAACAGGCAGAGUCCGAGAAACGCAAAGCCGCCGAGUACUUCAGAGUCGAAUUCGAGGAAUACGAGGUACCGGAAUAA